CCCCGGGUCUCCUCCUCCUUCCCUCCCUCCUUCCUUCUUUCUCUCUCUCUCUUCCUCGAUGGCUUCCUCCUCGUCCUCGUCCUCCUCCUCUUCGGCCUCCUCGUUCUCCGGGGGGCGUCCCGGGGGCCGCUUGGACAUGAGCCACGGCUUCGUCCGCCACAUCCGCCGCAACCAGGUGGCCAGGGAUGAUUAUGACCGGGAAGUGAAGCAAGCCAAGGAGAAAGUGAAGAAGCGGCACACGCCAGCCCCAGCGAGGCCCCGGAAGCCCGACCAGCCGGUCUAUCACCCCUGUCGCAGAGGUCAAGCAGAAGCCCCACCAAGCCUGGAUUACGAGGGAUCCAGUGAGAGCAGCUCCGGGACGGAUCCGGAUGUCAAUGGACCGCCCCUCUUCUGCCUGGACUUCGAGGCCGACAGUGGCAAGAUCACCUCCGUUGUUGUGCACCAGGAGCAUGAUCCGGAGGACGUGGUGGAGAAGGUCAGUGCCCAGGACCCGCUGGAGCCGGCCCUGCGGGAAGCGCUGAGGCGGCGGGUGCAAGAAGAGCUGGAGAAGCGGCGGGUGAAGCGCUGAGAGGCUUUGGCUCUUUCGUUGCCUUUUGGAGAGGGAACCGAUCAUCCCUCGGUGGCUUUGUCCUGGGAGACAAAGGGGCAGGAGGCCUCUCUCUGGCUCCUUCCUUCCUUCCUUCCUUCCAGAUGAGGAAGCGCUGCCUGCGUUUGAGAUAC
Messenger RNA from Anolis carolinensis (green anole), 720 nucleotides. It is a transcript of the gene cunh2orf68, whose product is annotated as chromosome unknown C2orf68 homolog. Bases 59 to 568 code for a protein of 169 amino acids. The record is from RefSeq and is a predicted model, not a curated record. Lineage: Eukaryota; Metazoa; Chordata; Lepidosauria; Squamata; Anolidae. The transcript is spliced from 4 exons.